CCGCCAUAUUCAUCGCGCUAUACUCGUAGCUUUGGAUCCAUAACGAUGCGUUUCUUUUUGCAUACCAAAGAUAACAUUACCUGUCAUUAUAGAAAAGCUCAGUUUCAGAGUGCUUAAGUUUUACUCAAAAUUCUCAAGAUUCCACUUAGAAAAUAAUCAGGAAUUCAUUCAGCAAUAAAUUCUAACAAUAAAGAUACGCGUAAACUUAAAAAAACACCGAAAUUAUGCAAACAUAUAUCCAUCAAGCGCUCCCGUAAAAUUCCUGCGUAUAUCUUCCGCACCACUACAUCUCCGGAAUCGUGAACGAUCCUCAGCCGAAAUCGGUGUGUAUAUACCGGUAUAUACAUCGCGUCCGAGUAAAACCGGUUCGCCGUUCACCUUGACUCUGCGCAAGAGAUCUUUUCCUUCGUGCACACAAUUAUUCCUAUAGAUCCACGUACAUACAGAUAUAUUCGAGCAUUUCACUCGGAUCUUGGAUGUUGGAGACUGGCGUGGAUAUGUACAGCCCCACGAUGUUUCAAAGCUUUCAACUGAACAUUUGGUCAUGCUCGAUCAUCUUCGUGGUGAUAGCUGCCCUGCUGAUCGGCGGCCUCGUCUUCCUCCUCUGUCUUCUGCGGCUCUACGUCUAUCUCAGCACCGGCGUCUGCAAGAGCAAGGCCAGCAUGAAGGGCAAGACCGUCUUGAUAACCGGAUGCACCUCAGGAAUCGGCAGGGAAACUGCCCGGGAUCUCGCCAAACGAGGCGCCAGGAUCAUCAUGGCUUGCAGGAAUGUCGAGGCUGCCAGCAAACUCAAGGAUGAACUGGUAAAGGAAACCGGCAACACACAGUUGGUAGUCCGCAAGUUGGACCUGUCGUCUUUGGACUCGGUGCGUGACUUUGCCAACCAGGUUAAUCGUGAAGAAAGCCGCCUGGACGUCUUGAUACACAACGCCGGAACUGCCGAGACCUUCAACAAGAAGGUUAGCGACGAUGGACUCGAGAUGACCAUGGCUACUAACCACUAUGGACCUUUUCUUCUCACUCAUCUUCUCAUUGAUCUGCUGAAAAAGUCCACCCCAAGCCGCAUCGUGAUAGUGGCCUCGGAGCUUUACCGCAUCGCCACUUUGAACCUGAACAACCCCAACCCGACGGCGACGUUGCCCGCCUACCUCUACUACGUCUCCAAGUACGCCAACAUCGUCUUCACCCUGGAACUGGCUCGUAGACUCGAGGGCAGUGGCGUAACCGUCAACUGCCUUCACCCUGGUAUGAUCGACAGCGGAAUCUGGCGCAGUGUGCCGGCACCUUUAUCCUGGGGUCUUCAGCUCAUCAUCAAGGGCUUCUUCAAGACUCCCGAACAGGGAGCACAGACCACCAUACAUCUGGCGGUUUCCGACGAGCUCGAGGGAGUCAAUGGAAAGUACUACCUCGAUUGCAAGGAGAGCAGCUUGUCUUCCGGUGUGAGCGACCCGGCCAAAGGCAAGAAGUUCUGGGAGAUCAGUGAAACUCUCGCGAAACUGAAGCCUACCGAUCCGAAGAUAUAAACAUUCCUGUGGCAAUAAUGGAAUCGUCCGUCGAGCAUUUCACAGUCCGUCCGCAUACUACUUAUGUUUUUUUAUACAUUUUAGUUUUAUUAUUUUAUUUAACUUAAGGGAGCAAGGCUCCUUCGCAUUACAUAAUGUAUGUAUCGGAUGAUGUUUUUUUUUGUUUACAAAUAUUUCAUUGAUUACAAAAGUAUAAGAAUUUUUUUGACAUUUUAUGAUUCACUUGUUCAUGUAGCAAUUGUUAAACUCUGUGAUAAAUUAAUAAAGAUCAAGUUUGUUUUAAUUUAUAAAAUAUACUUCCCAACA
Molecule: messenger RNA, 1829 nt
Organism: Nasonia vitripennis (jewel wasp)
Lineage: Eukaryota; Metazoa; Arthropoda; Insecta; Hymenoptera; Pteromalidae
Product: retinol dehydrogenase 14
Exons: 5
Coding region: 477-1523 (348 amino acids)
Source: RefSeq, a predicted model, not a curated record